AUGCUAGCUGGACUGAGCUCAAAUGAUAAGACUAAACUGUACCUGGACGGUUACACUGCCGCCGACUUUGCCUACCUGAAUUGUGCUACCGGACAGCAGCAGCAACAUCUGGACUACCACCACCAGGACGUGACUCGCUUUCAGGCGUGGAAGUCCUGCCUCUCAGUGCUCGGAAUUCCCUUCCUCGAUGUGGUGCGCGUCCUCGCCGCCGUCCUCCUUCUGGGCAACAUUCAGUUUGACCAACAGGAACAGAGCAACAGUUCGAAAGACCAGCACAGGCAUAACACUCAACUGGAUUUUAACGAGCCAACGAGCUCUUCAGGACAGAAGAAGGAGCUGCAGGCGGUGGCCAAUCUGCUGGGCGUCUCUAGCACCACCUUGUACAAGG
Rhagoletis zephyria (snowberry fruit fly) is the source of this 388-nucleotide messenger RNA. Its product is annotated as chitin synthase 8-like. The record is from RefSeq and is a predicted model, not a curated record. Gene Ontology annotation, cellular component: myosin complex. Gene Ontology annotation, molecular function: cytoskeletal motor activity; ATP binding. Lineage: Eukaryota; Metazoa; Arthropoda; Insecta; Diptera; Tephritidae.